Molecule: messenger RNA, 1856 nt
Organism: Raphanus sativus (radish)
Lineage: Eukaryota; Viridiplantae; Streptophyta; Magnoliopsida; Brassicales; Brassicaceae
Product: UDP-glycosyltransferase 85A4-like
Exons: 4
Coding region: 101-1678 (525 amino acids)
Molecular function (GO): UDP-glycosyltransferase activity
Source: RefSeq, a predicted model, not a curated record
CCCACACUCUAGUAUAUCAUCCACACACCUGUCUUUCUCUUCUCUCUUCUUGAAAACAAACAUCUUCCUGUGAUUCGUGACAAGCUAAAAACAAACUAAAAUGGAACCACAUGCUGUUCCUCCCUCAAGGAAUCGACAUGCAGUUUGCAUACCUUAUCCAGCACAAGGCCACCACUACAAGAAUACAGUUCAUACUCCGACGGACGUAUUAAUCGCAAGAUGCGAAGGUGCCGGUAACGGUGGGGUAGCAGAAAUAGCGGUGGAGGGAGUUGGCGGUGACGAUGGCAGUGUAAGGAGUUUAGGCGGUGGUGUAAAGAGACACAUCAACCCCAUGCUGAAAGUUGCCAAGCUUCUCCACGCCAGAGGCUUCCACGUCACCUUCGUCAACACCGACUACAACCACCGCCGCAUCCUCCGAUCACGUGGUCCUCACGCUCUCGACGGUCUCCCCUCCUUUCGCUUCGAGACUAUCCCUGAUGGUCUUCCUUGGACCGACGUAGACGCUAAGCAGGACAUGCUUAAGCUUAUAGACUCCACCAUGAAGAACUGUUUAUCCCCGUUCAAAGAUCUUCUCACCCGGUUGAACUCCGGUUCUGAUGUACCGCCGGUUAGCUGUAUAGUCUCUGACGCUUCUAUGAGUUUCACGAUUGACGCGGCGGAGGAGCUUGAGAUUCCGGUGGUUUUGCUUUGGACAAACAGUGCUACUGCGCUUAUCUUGUAUCUUCACUAUCAAAAACUCAUCGAGAAAGGGAUCAUUCCUGUAGAAGAUGAGAGUGAUUUGAAGACAGAGAUAGACUGGUUACCAUCGAUAAACACCAUUCAGCUCAAAGACUUUCCAGACUUCAUCAUCAAGACCGAUCAUCAACACCUCAUGCUUAACUUCAUCACGCACGUGACCGAAAGAUCCAAACGCGCUUCCGCUAUAAUCACCAACACUUUCGAAAACCUCGAACACGACGUCGUCUCGUCCCUGCGAUCGAUUCUCCACACUCGGAUCUAUCCAAUCGGACCGUUACCGAUCCUAGAGAACCGGGAAGUUAACCGGGACAGCGAGAUCGGACGGCUGAGAUUGAAUCUAUGGGAAGAAGAGAUUGAAUCUUUAAAUUGGCUCGAGACAAAGGAGAAGAAGAGUGUGCUUUACGUUAACUUCGGGAGCAUAACGGUUUUAACGCGCGAACAGCUCAUAGAGUUCGCGCGGGGAUUAGUGGCGAGCGGGAAGGAGUUUCUCUGGGCGGAGCGAUCGGUUCUUCUCCCGGCGGAGUUUCUAUCGGAGACGAAGGCGGAUCGAGGGAAGGUGGUUACGGGGUGGUGUCGUCAGGAGAAGGUGCUCUCGCAUCCGGCGAUCGGAGCGUUUUUGACUCACUGCGGAUGGAACUCGACGGUGGAGAGCGUGGUCGCCGGCGUUCCGAUGAUCUGUUGGCCGUUCUUCGCCGAUCAGCUGACGAAUCGGAGGUUCUGUUGCGGGGAGUGGGGGCUGGGGGUGGAGAUCGGAGGCGAAGUGAGGAGGGAGAGAGUUGAGGCGGCGGUUAGGGAGGUGAUGGAUGGAGCGGGAGGAGUUGAGGUGAGGAAGAAGGUGAUGGAGUGGCGGCGCGUGGCGGAGGAAGCUUCGGCGCCGCCGUGUGGUUCCUCUUUUGUUAAUUUGGAAAUGGUGGUUAAUGAAGUCCUUAGUGACAGUUAGAUCGAUAUUACUGGGCUUGCACGUAACGAAAGCUCAGUUGAUAUAAAUAAGGCCCAUUAUAGAGUGAGAAAUGUCUCUCAGUCAGUAUCAUUUGAGAUGGAUUUGAAUGAGAAUAAACUCAAAACUUUGUAAAAUCACAAUAUAAAAGAUAUACAUGCAACCUUUUUUUUGUUUCUCA